Messenger RNA from Naegleria lovaniensis, 648 nucleotides. RefSeq lists its product as uncharacterized. NCBI's taxonomy places the organism in Eukaryota, Heterolobosea, Eutetramitea, Acrasida, Naegleriidae. Bases 1 to 648 code for a protein of 215 amino acids. The record is from RefSeq and is a predicted model, not a curated record. The transcript has a single exon. Gene Ontology annotation, molecular function: RNA binding; structural constituent of ribosome. Gene Ontology annotation, cellular component: large ribosomal subunit. Gene Ontology annotation, biological process: translation.
AUGCCAUCGGUUCGAGUGAAUGCAAACGACGUUAGGGAAGUCGUUUCUCGUAUUCUUUUCGAGAGUGAAAUGGAUUCUCGAAACUUUGUACAAAGUAUUGAUCUUCAAAUUAAACCCAAAUAUCGACGAGAAAAAGUACAAAACGGUAAGGUUAAACUGCCACAUGUCGUGAGAUAUCAUUUUCGAGUAUGCAUUUUGGGAGAUCAUCAUCAUUGUCAGAAAGCGAAAGAAUUAGGAAUCGCAUUUCGUACCAUGGACGAUCUUGCUUGUUUGGACAUGAAUAAAGAGCGUAGGAAGCAAUUAGCACAAUCCUUUGAUGCCUUUUUAGCUUCUGCAUCGAUUAUUCGCAAGUUGGUUCGACUGUUGGUUCCUAUUUUCUCAAAACUUGGUAAAUUCCCAACUACAUUGCAUGAAAAUGAUCACAUUCCAAGCCGUGUGGAAGAAUUAAUGAGAAUUGUGACAUUUAAACAACACAAAGAAAUUGUUCUUUCACAACCAAUUGGUCAUGUCGAAAUGAACGAGACUCAUUUGGUGGAAAAUGUUAUGUUUGCAUUAUAUUUCUGUGCUUCAUUAAUGAGAAAAGGAUGGUCCGACUUUGAAUCCAUUCAUCUGAAAUCCACCAUGGGAAUCCCUCAAAAGUUGUUAUAA